AUGGGGAUCCUGGAUGUGUUUGAAGGAACAACACCCACCGGGGUGGCCUGCAUGUUGUUUGCGUCAGCCGGCGCUCUUCUCUUUGGCAUUGACAACGGAUGGUGGUCGACACUCCUCGGCUCCGAAACCUUCCUUCGAGAUUAUGGAUCUUGUACUAUGGUUGAUGGCUCCGAGAAAUGCAAUCUUUCCACGAGCCAGCAGUCUGCGGGUAGUGCUGUACAGUCUGCCGGCGUUAUGAUUGCCUGCUUGUUUGCCGUUUAUCUUAACGACCACCUUGGGCGCAGAAGGGCCAUGCAGGUGACGGCCAUCAUCUCCCUAAUAGGUGUCACUAUCGAAUUGACGAGCGCGGCCGGAGCAAAGGCCCGGUUCGACCAAUUUGUGGUGGGCAAAACCUUAGCGGCUGUAGCAAUGGGUCUCUGCGCCAAUAUUGUGCCCAUCUACCUCGCCGAGACGUCCACGGCCAAGGCCAGAGGCGCUGCAGUAGGCUUGUACCAGAAUGUGCUCAUGCUCGGCGUCAUCAUUGCUUCCGGAACUGUCUACGGCUCAGCCUCUCGUAAGGACCCUUCUAGCUACCUGAUACCCAUAGGCCUACAGGCUUUUCCGCCUAUCGUCAUGUUGGCUGCCUCGCCGUUCUUGCCCGAGAGCCCACGUUGGCUCGUAUGGAAACAACGUUUGGAAGAUGCACGCAUGGCCUCGGAUCGACUGUUUGGUACCGCCACCAACAACUUCAGUGCAGUCCAAUACGUCAACGCCAUAGAAGCUGCCAUCGAGAACGAUCGAAGCCAAACUUCGCAGGUCAACGGCUGGUCUGACUUGGUGCAGGGCCCAGAUCUCCGACGCCUGCUCAUCGCCGUCGGUGUUCAGUGCCUGCAGCAGGCUCAGGGCUCCAGCUACAUGAGCAACUACAUUGUGUCCUUCUUGCAGGCCGCCAGCGUCACCAACGUCUUCCCUGUCAUCAUGGGUAUUAACGUUAUAUACUACGUCUCCAUCCUCACCGGUCACUAUCUGCCCGACAAGUUUGGCCGCCGACCCCUCAUGAUGUCCACCUCGCUCUUCUGCGGACUUACGAUGCUGGCUGUGGCUAUUAUGAAUACAGUGCUGGUGCCUGCAACCGACGCCAGUUCCAACGCUGCCAUCGCAUUAAUUUUCAUCUGGAACAUUGGUUUCGGAAUUGAGUCGCCGCUGAUCUGGAUCGUCACGGCCGAAUCCGCUCCUACUCGUAAUCGUGAGAGGGUUCUUGCCGUUGCCGUGUUUGUCGGCUUCGGCGUGUCACUUUUGAUUACUUCCGUCUCGCCUUUUCUGCAAGACGAGGGCUACGGUAACCUUCAGGGCAAAAUUGGAUUCAUCUGGUCUAGCUUCUCCUUUAUCACGGCUAUUUGGGUAUUCUUCUUUUUGCCAGAAAUGAAGGGCUUUUCUCUCGAACAGCUUGACUAUUUGUACGCCAAGAAGACACCUACUCUCAAAUUUAGCAAGAUCAAGUUUGCCGAUGAAAUCCUCGCGGAUGGACAGGGCGGAUUGAAGGACGGCCUCAAGGAAGCUGCCGAUAGUAAGCAUGUGGAGUUUGGGGAGAAGACGUAA
Messenger RNA from Scedosporium apiospermum, 1578 nucleotides. RefSeq lists its product as uncharacterized. Gene Ontology annotation, molecular function: carbohydrate:proton symporter activity. The record is from RefSeq and is a predicted model, not a curated record. The coding region runs from base 1 to 1578 and encodes 525 amino acids. Gene Ontology annotation, cellular component: membrane. Gene Ontology annotation, biological process: carbohydrate transport; transmembrane transport. The transcript is spliced from 5 exons. NCBI's taxonomy places the organism in Eukaryota, Fungi, Ascomycota, Sordariomycetes, Microascales, Microascaceae.